AGGUCAGAAGUCACUGAAGGGUCGCACAAUGAGGUUAAGUCAAAAGAAGUUGACUCAGAAGUAAAAGAACUUGACAUGGAAUCAUGCUGGGAUAUCCUUAUGAAAGAAGAUAGUUUAAAAAAAUUGUCAGUUUAUUUUGGUGUUCCAGAAGAAAACCAUUGGAAGUCAAAUUAUGUAUCAGCUUCAACAUUUUUUGAAAACAAAAAUGGGUUUCAUGAACACUUGUUAAGUAUCCCAACAUCGGCUGGAUUUUGUUCAAUUCUUAGACCAGAUGUUGUUAGGUUAUUGAGUCAAAACCUCUCACAGGCUCAUACAGUAGAACAAAGACGUAUGUAUCGUAAAGAGACGAGGAAAACCGGGCUUGGUACUGCCAGCUUUGAAUUGGAUAAAAAACCAAAAAUUGGGGAUGACUUUGUCAACAACUUACAUGAAGGUGCAUCUAAGGAAGUGAAGGAUAAAAUAAACAUGGCUUACAUAGCAGGCUUAAUAAGCAAUGCGGACAAAGGUUCUGCGUUAAAGAACAAAAGCACAAAGGAAAAAAGCUCGUUAUUUCUGAAAUACUUCUUGUAUGCUCUUCUGGCAUAUUUCUUGUACAGGCAGUUGUCAGAUAUGACUGUUGGACCUGGUAAUGGAGGAUUCCCAAUGGUAACUCCUGGACGAUUUGAGGUGAAUCCAGAAGAAGUAAAAGUGAAGUUUUUCUGACGUGAAAGGUUGUGAUGAGGCAAAGGAAGAAUUAGCUGAUAUUGUAGAAUUCUUGAAAAAUGGAGAAAAAUUCAAUGCCAUUGGGGCUAAACUACCAAAAGGUGUUCUGUUAGUAGGUUCACCAGGUGUGGGAAAAACUCUUCUGGCGAAGGCUGUUGCAGGUAUA
Messenger RNA from Ruditapes philippinarum (Manila clam), 868 nucleotides. RefSeq lists its product as uncharacterized. Lineage: Eukaryota; Metazoa; Mollusca; Bivalvia; Venerida; Veneridae. The transcript has 8 exons. The coding region runs from base 76 to 702 and encodes 208 amino acids. The record is from RefSeq and is a predicted model, not a curated record.